Molecule: messenger RNA, 473 nt
Organism: Penaeus monodon (black tiger shrimp)
Lineage: Eukaryota; Metazoa; Arthropoda; Malacostraca; Decapoda; Penaeidae
Product: cuticle protein 7-like
Exons: 3
Coding region: 24-416 (130 amino acids)
Cellular component (GO): extracellular matrix
Source: RefSeq, a predicted model, not a curated record
ACAUUCGAUCUACCUCUACCAUCAUGUUCACUAAGGCUGUCGUCGCUCUCGCCCUUGUGGCCGUCACCUUGGCUGCUCCUUCACAGCCUUCCUACGGAUAUGCUCCCCCUGCAACCUAUGACGCCCCCGCUAAGUACGACUUUAACUACGCCGUUAAAGAUGACUAUUCCGGAAACGACUUCGGUCACCAGGAGACCCGUGACGGAUACGAUACUCAGGGAUCCUACUACGUCCUUCUUCCUGACGGUCGUCUGCAGAAGGUCGCCUACACUGUCAACGGCGACUCUGGCUACGUAGCCGAAGUCAGCUAUGAGGGUGAGGCCCAGUACCCCGAAUACAAGCCUGCUCCUGCCUACAAGCCCGCCCCUGCUUAUAAGCCUGCCCCAGCCUAUGCACCAGCUCCUACUUAUGCCUAAGCGACUAUGGAUAUAUUUAUAAUGAACGUAAUUUAUUAAACAUAAAUUCCAUCCCUA